UCUAUAAAUACAUCACGAGAAAAUUCUCUUGGCAAAGAGGAAAAACAAGACAUUGCCGGUGCAUUCGUGUCUCUGUGGAGGAAACGUUGAAGAGAAAACAUCAAACACGCUGCUUACUCGGAUAAAAAUAGACAGAUGGUUCUUGAUUGUUCGAGAGACUUCUAGAUUUUCGUCAUUUUUCCGAAUUUCAUCAAUUAUUAUAAAAGUGAAAUCAGUCACAAGAGACUUUUAUUGAAGAAAAAAAGCAACAAGAAGAAUUUUCAUUGAAAAUUAGGUCAAAUUUAUUCCAUAUUAAGAGAAAUUACAUACAAAGCAAGUAAAAGAAAAUGGUUGAAACAAAAAAAGUUGAACAGAUCGAGGAUCCGCUCGUGUGGAAAGAUCGCGGAAAUCAAGCUUUCAAAGAUGGCUAUUGGGAGGAAGCUAUCGAAUAUUACACGCAAGCCAUCAAAACUGGCGAAAAACACAAAGAACUUCCCGUUUUCUACAAAAAUCGUGCACAGUGUCACUUGAAACUCGAAGAUUGGGAAAAGGCAGUGAAAGAUUGCGACAAAGCCCUCGAGCAUGGACCUAAAGACCCGAAAGCACUGUGGCGUCGUUGUCAAGCGUUGGAAAAGCUCGAACGUUUCGAGGAAUCGUAUCGUGAUGCGCGUGGCGUCUUAGAUGCCGAUCCAUCGAACAAAAUAAUUAAACCCGUGUUGGAACGCUUGCACGUAAUUGUGCAAGAGCGAUCGAGGCAACGCGCCCAAACCUCCAACAAGGUCGAACAAAUGUUCUCAAUCGCUUUUGACAUCGAAAAAGACAUGGAAAAACGAAAAACCGCAAUGUCAAAUUGUGUGGUUUUGUCUCGGGAGAAAGCUGGCGCCGAAAUUAUGUUCAAAGAAGGUGUUUUGCAGAAAAUUGGACGUUUGGUGAAGGUUGAGAAGAACAACGAGAUCAUCCUGAAUGCAAUUCGAACAAUCACAAACUUGUGUAAAGACUCGUUGGAGCGAACAAAAGCUGCAAUUACUGAAUUGGGCAUCAUGUGGUUCGUUAAGAUGCUGAAUUCGGACGACGAUGAUCGAACAUGUGCUGCGGAAUAUUGCAUGCAAACCGUUUUGAACUCGUACAGUGGUAUGGAUACAAAAGAAGACACAAAACCGAAGAAAGUUGUCGAGGAGAACAAAAAGGACAUUGAUUUCUUACUUACGUGUCUCGUGCAUGCCAUUAACGAUCCAAUUUUGAAAGGAAAGGCACGUGAUGCCUGCGUUGAACUCGUUACGAAGAACAUUCAUUACAAAUAUUUGGAUUGGGCGGAAAAUUUGAUCAAUAUCGGCGGUGUUCAUCGCUUGUUAGACGUUUGCAGUGAACUUGAAGAGUACACGUAUGAAAGUGCGAUGCCAAUUACGCCUUCAUCUCGUACCAUUGCCGGCGUUUGUCUCGCUCGGAUCUACGAAAAUUGCUGGUAUGACGCCUUGAAGCAGAAAUUCUUGGAAAAAAUCAACGAUUUCGUCAAAGACAAGUUGUUAGAUCCGAGUCUCGAGUCGAAAGUACGUGUAACAGUCGCCGUCACAGCUUUACUGCAAGGUCCCUUGGAUGUCGGCAAACAAGUUAUCCAAAAAGAAGGCAUCAUGCAGAUGAUUCUCGCAAUGGCAACCAUGGAAGAUGACAUUUUACAGCAAAAAGUCGCCGUGGAAUGCAUCAUCGCAGCUGCUUCCAAGAAAGAUACUGCCAAAUCGCUUGUCCAAACAGGCAUGGAAAUCCUCAAAAAGUUGUAUCACUCAAAGGACGAAGGAAUUCGCGUUCGUGCACUUGUUGGUCUCAGUAAAAUGGGCAGUUCAGGCGGCACAGAUGCCUCAAUUCGUCCCAUGGCAGAUGGCUCAACGAAAAAACUCGCCGAAGCGUGUCGACGUUUCUUAGUAAAGCCCGGAAAAGACAAGGAUAUUCGCAAAUGGGCUGCCGAAGGUCUUUCUUAUUUGACACUUGAUGCCGAUGUCAAGGAAAAACUCAUCGAAGAUCGUCCUGCGUUGCGUGCCUUACUCGAACUGGCCAAAACUGGCGAUCAAUCUUGCUUAUAUGGCGUCGUUACAACGCUAGUUAAUCUCGUAAAUGCCUACGAGAAGCAAGAAAUUUUGCCCGAGUUGAAACAACUUGCUGAAUAUGCGAAACAUCACAUCCCGGAGGAGCAUGAACUUGAUGAUCCUGAUUUUGUGGCGAAACGUUGCAUUAUUCUCGCCAAAGAAGGUGUCACGAGCUCGCUUGUUGCUUUGUGCAAAACCGAAAGUGAUAAUUCACGAGAGCUUAUUUCGCGUGUUUUUAAUGCGAUUGCUGCCGAACAAGAAAAUCGCGGUUUAAUUGUGCAACAAGGAGGUGCCAAAGUUUUGAUAAAUCUCGCACUUAAAGGAACUGCGAAGGGAAAAUCGCAUGCCGGACAAGCAUUAUCCCGUCUUGGAAUCACAAUAAAUCCCGAAAUUGCCUUCCCCGGGCAACGAUCACUUGAUGUCGUGCGUCCCUUGUUGAAUCAACUGAGUCCCGAUGCAUCAGCUUUGGAGAAUUUCGAAGCUUUGAUGGCUUUGUGUAACCUCGCUGGCAUGAAUGAAACCGUUAGAAAGCGCAUUUUACGUGAACAAGGCUUAUCGAAGAUUGAACAGUACCUCGGCGAAGAUCAUCUCAUGCUGAAUCGGGCUGCGGCGCAAGUUAUGUGCAACAUGGCGCAAUCCGAGGAAGUUGUAAAAGCCUAUGAAGGCGAUAACGAUCGUUUAAAACUUUUGUUCCUCUAUUGCGAAGAAGAAGAUGAAGAAACGGCAAUCGCUGCUUCAGGCGCUCUUGCGAUUUUCACAUCGAUGAGCGACAAAUGCUGCCGAAAACUCCUUCAAGUGCAGCGAUGGUUGGAACUUUUGCGUGUUCUUGUUGCCAAUCCGAGUCCUUCGGUGCAACAUCGAGGAUGUGUGACUAUUUUGAAUUGCAUAAAGGCAGAUAAGGAACUCGCGGAGAAGAUUAUGGACAGCGAUAUCAUGACAAUGUUGAAUGGCUUGACACAAUUUAAUGACGAAAAACGGGCAAAGGCAAUCGAAACAGCACGAGAAAUCCUGAGAGUGUGUGAAGAGAUGAAAAUUAUCGAGGAGAACAAGGAAAUUGAAAAGUUGGAACAAAUGGCGCCGGAUGUCUUCAAAGCAAGACCUUUGGAUGAGGAUUUAGAGUAAAGAGUGCCUUAAAGAAACUUUUUACGUCAAACGUAUUUAUAUUACUUUUAUUGUACUUAAAAUUGUGUUUUUUAGAGUUUUUCAGAUUAGUUUUAAGUUAAUAUGAGAUUUUGUUUGUUUUAAGACACGACACAAUAAUUGUAAAUCAUUAGAUUUUUAUAAAAUAUUUGCAUUCAAAUAAAAAUUUAAACGAUUUUUCAGUACA
Culicoides brevitarsis is the source of this 3384-nucleotide messenger RNA. It is a transcript of the gene unc-45, whose product is annotated as protein unc-45 homolog B. Gene Ontology annotation, cellular component: cytoplasm. The record is from RefSeq and is a predicted model, not a curated record. Lineage: Eukaryota; Metazoa; Arthropoda; Insecta; Diptera; Ceratopogonidae. Gene Ontology annotation, molecular function: Hsp90 protein binding.